This is a messenger RNA of Sipha flava (yellow sugarcane aphid), 760 nucleotides long. It is a transcript of the gene Rrp46, whose product is annotated as exosome complex component RRP46. Gene Ontology annotation, cellular component: nucleolus; nuclear exosome (RNase complex); cytoplasmic exosome (RNase complex). The transcript has 5 exons. Gene Ontology annotation, biological process: U4 snRNA 3'-end processing; poly(A)-dependent snoRNA 3'-end processing; nuclear mRNA surveillance. The record is from RefSeq and is a predicted model, not a curated record. The coding region runs from base 93 to 728 and encodes 211 amino acids. NCBI's taxonomy places the organism in Eukaryota, Metazoa, Arthropoda, Insecta, Hemiptera, Aphididae.
UAUUAUUGUUUAAAAUAAUAAAACUUAUUCGAACUUCAAGUGAAAAUAAUAUCUUUUCAUCAAUAAUUUUAAAUAUAUUUAAAAAGAAAAAUAUGAAUGAAGAAUUUCUCAAAUGCCGAUUAGGGUUUAUAGGCAAUUCCGAUGGAUCGGCAUAUGUGUCUCAAUGUAAAACUACAGUGGCUGUGUCAGUUGUUGGACCAUUCGAACCCAAGUCUAGCAAAUGCUUAUAUGAUCGUGGUACCGUGGAUGUAACUUUUAGGAGAAAAACUGGCAGUAUUACUGUUCAUGAUAAAAUGUUGGAAGGAAUCAUGCAAUCAACAUGUGAAGAAGCUUUGAUUGUUGAACAAUAUCCAAGGACAUCAAUCGCUGUUACAGUCCAAGAAAUGCAAGACAGAGGAAAUUUACUAGCGACUUGUUUGAAUGCUUCUUGCUUGGCAUUAAUGGACUCUGGUAUUAGUAUGCACCAUUUGUUUGCAGCAAUCAGUUGUGCAAUCACCGAUUCGGAAGAAAUUAUUCUCAAUCCAGAUGAAUUACAAAUAAAUUCAUCAGUUGCUUAUUUUACUUUAGUGUUUUCUUCUUCUGAAUCCAGACAGUUAUUAACAUCACACACUACUGGAAAAUUUUCACAUUCAAUAUAUUUACAAUGUAUGGACAAAUGCUUUGCAGCUACUAGAGAAGUAUUCAGUUUUUAUGAAAAUAUGAUUAAAAAACAACUAAUUUAUUGUUAAAAUAUCAUUCUAAUAAAUAUAUACAUGUACAA